UUUUACCAAGUAAAAUUCAGUGUCCAUUUCAAUUUCCCGCUUUCCAUCGAAAAAGGGCGUUUUCCCCCAAAUUGAAGAACAAGCAAUAAAAUUGAGAGGGAAGGAAUCCGCGCAAAUUCAGAAAUUCCCAGAAAUUGAGUUCAGAAUCAAUCGAAUUGUAGAAUGCACCUUAAUCAGUUUGAGAAAUCUCCAGAAAUAUAUCAUCAGGUAGAGAGCAAUGAACAGCAUGUGUCAGAUGCUAGUACUUUACUGGUCGCCUCGAUUCAAGAAGCAAAAGAUAAAAUUUCCCAGAUAGAAUACAUCUUUUGUAGUCAGCUUUACCCAAAUUUUCACAAGACUGCAAAAUCCCUCAAGAAGGUAUAUUUGGAAGCUAGGAAUGCUGCUGAAAAUGAAUGGAAAGAGAGGCAAAGUGAACUCGAGAUUCAAAUGAAACAGCUUUUUCUUGAAAAGGAACUAGCCCGUGAUGAAUCAAAAGCUUUCAGGGCAGAGAAGUCAAGACUACUAACAAGGGUAGCUGAACUGGAGGAUAAGCUGUUGCAGAAGGAAAAGGAAUUCGAUGAUAGAAUGAAAUCGCAUGCUACGUUACUUGACCUUAUGGAGGCGAAAACCACCACUAUCAGAGAGAAAGAUCUACUGAUGAAAGAGCAUGAAGAAAGAAUGAAGCUACUUGUUACAAAAUCAGAAGAACUCGAGGGAAAGACUGAUGCACUUAAUAAAGAGAUUCAGGAGAAGAAGAAUGAGAUAACCAGCGAAAAGGAGUUAACCAAGGAUUUGCAGAAGCAAAUUGAAUCACAAGACCUGAAGAUAAGAAAUACUGAACAGAUGCUUAGAAAAAGUGAAGAAGAAAAUAAACAACUCUUGACGAAGCUGGAACAUGUGGAAGCCAGUUUGGAUGGUCUGAGAAAUGAGCUUAGGGGGAAAAAAUUCGAAGCAGAAGAGGCGAAGCUGUUGCAUGAGAACUUAGUGCAGAAAGUCAAUUGGUGUGCUACUGAGCUGACAAAGAAGAGUCAACAGCUGUCUGCUCAUGACAGAGAGAAACAAAUGCUUCUGUCUGCAGAGAAGCUGAAAUAUAAUAAUCUUCACGCAGGUUAUAAAAAUCUCAAGUCGCAGCUAAACUAUCUGCUCAAGAAGUUUUCUCUCACCAAUAAAGAUCUACCAAUUAAAGCAGAAGAAGAAAGUGAUCCAUUGAACAAUGAUGAAACAGAUUUUACAUUGUCUGAAAUCAGUAAAAGAAAACCAACAAGUACAGUUGUAGCAUGUGAAUUGAACAAAGUGAAGAAAGAGAUGAAUAUUAUGGAGAGCUCAGAGAAUGAGAAAAUUGGCAGACAAAAUCAGAUACCAAGUUCCAAGGCUCCAUCUGGUUCUGACCCUGCUACUACUACUACUACUGCAACCCAUUGGACCACCAGUGGGAAGACUAGAAACUUGAGCUCAUUAGCCGGAGGAAAACGGCCUGGAUCUGGUUGGAGAGAGACUCGAGCUCGUCAGAGUCCUGGUGGUGCAGAUCCACAUGAUGAUUUUCUUGAUACACCCUAUGAAGAAAUUAGGGGAAACAUGCACAAGACCGUGAAGGAUAGUAGUGCGCGUGAUGAUGUUACAGCUGAAUGUGGUCCACAAGGAGUGGAUUCAGAUGAUGAGACACAGGACAAUGACAUGAAAGCUGAAUCUGCACCCAAAAGGCAGCAAUUGCAAGCUCUUCCUAGUAGGUCUGGUGAUGGUGAUGGUCCAAGAGGAUUUAAAUAUGUGGAACCUGUUCGGAAAAAGGCUGACCGGGAAAACUUGAAUGGAAUAGAAUGCAAGCAGUGCAAGAAAUUUUAUGAUGCUGUUCGUUCUGAUGCUAAAGAUGGCGAAUUUGAUAGGGAAAAUCUUCGAUGUGAGCAUCACGAUGGGGUUUCAAGGCAUAGGUACAGUUCCAUUGCUCUGGAUAUCUUCUGGCUCAGGCAUGGUUUCUUGCCGGAGUUUGUAGUUCAAGAAAUUGAUAAAAAGAAACAAAGAAUUGCAGCAAAAACCGACGAUUAUCCCUUAAAAAUCCAGGUUUUGGUGCAACAGUGAAAGCUAAUUUGGGAGUUUCUAAGUUUCUGGGUUUUCGGGUGGUCAAAUUUGGUGGAGGAAAUGGAGAAGUGGGGAUUGAAGUUGUAGAAAGGGUGUUAAUGGAGUUUCAGGUGGAGGAAAUGUAGAAGUGGGAUUAAAGUUUCAGGAGAAAGAAAGAUUUUUUUGUUAAAUUUCUUUUAUACUCCUCCGUAUCCUACAGUAACACCCUUUAAAUUCGUUGACGAAGAGACUAAGAGAGUAAUUACAGGACAUGUUUCUUACUCUAAUUAACUUUUUGUUCCUAUGUCAAUAAUUUUUUUUUUUAAAAAGUUA
Messenger RNA from Spinacia oleracea (spinach), 2364 nucleotides. RefSeq names its product protein gamma response 1. Gene Ontology annotation, molecular function: damaged DNA binding. The record is from RefSeq and is a predicted model, not a curated record. Gene Ontology annotation, biological process: DNA repair; DNA double-strand break processing involved in repair via single-strand annealing. Lineage: Eukaryota; Viridiplantae; Streptophyta; Magnoliopsida; Caryophyllales; Amaranthaceae. The coding region runs from base 163 to 2052 and encodes 629 amino acids. The transcript is spliced from 4 exons.